CAAAGAACCACGCGAACCGAACCCACGCACCAUCAGCGAAGAGGAGAGGGGGCGGCCAAAGACAAGAGAAAACGCAGCCGCCGCCGGGAGGAGAGCGCAGCGUGGGAGCAAGGAGCGGCAGCCGGCAGGCAAUGGGCAACAGCAUCGGCGGCCGGCGCAAGGGCGCCAAGGUGAUGCAGCUGGACGGCACCGCCUUCAGGGUGAAGCCGCCGGCGUACGCGGGCGCCGUGCUGCGCGACCACCCGGGCUUCCAGCUGCUCGAGUCGGAGCAGGUCAAGCUGCUCGGCGUCCGCGCGCGCCCGCUCGAGCAGGACGCGCUGCUCCGCCCGGGCCGGCUCUACUUCCUCGUCGCGCUGCCCCGCCCCACCGUGCCCCCGCGCCGCGCCUGGUCCGGCGCGCUCCACGUCGGCGCGCGCGAGAGGCUCGAGUCGCUCAUGCUCACGCGCCGCUCCACCUCCGACCUCACCUUCCCGACCUCGGGCACCGCGCCGGCCUCCCCGAUGUCCACCGCCUCCGAGGGCGGGCCGGUCCAGCUCAGGAUGCGCCUGCCCAAGGCGCAGGUCGCCAAGCUUAUGGGCGAGAGCCGGGACGCCGCCGAGGCGGCCGCUAAGAUCAUGCAGCUCUGCGCCGCCAACGGCGCUGUGACGCCGGAGCGGAGCCCGCGGUUCCUGCCGACGGCGGACUGGGGCACUGGUGGGUUCGCGCAGACGCCAGAGCGGAGCCCGCGGUUCGUGCCGACGCCGGACUGGGGCGCCGGCAGGUUCGCGCAAACCCCAGAGCGGAGUCCCAGGUUCGCCGUCACGCCCGAGUGGGGUGCCAGGUUCAUGAUGCCGACGACGCCGGAGAGGGGCGUAGAGACGGCGAAGACGCCGGAUAGGUGGCCCGCUUUACCCCGCACGCCGGAGUAUGCAUCAGCGGACGUCAAGGCCAGCCGGAAGGAGAAGCGAACGCGGUUCCUGGCCUUGCCGGAUGAGAUCAUAGCAUGAUGGCUUCUCGUCCACCUGAAGUGAUAGAUCGAUCGACCACAGAUUGCCGGAGCUGGGGACGAGAGGCCGCCGACGGUUUCCUGCCUCGCGCCUCGCCCGCUUCUUCUUCUUCUCCUUCUUCUUCUUCAUACGGCAUGGAGCGUCGUUUUCCUCUCUUGUUUACCUUUUUAGCCUCGGCCUGCGAUAACAUUGCUGCGAGCUGUGGUGCUCUCAGUAGUUAGCUUAGGGGAGAUGUAUAUGGACCUCUACGUAUAAACUUACACACAUAUGAUCCUGUGCGUGACGUUGGAGAUCGGACCCGCCCUGUGUUGUCGACGGCGUCGGGUCGUCUCCCAACCUUGUUGCAAUCGGCUUUCGCACGUCGCGUGCCGUCUGGUCUUUUUUUUUUUUUGUAAAUACAUACUUGGUUCAAGAUGAAUAAUAAUGGAUCUAAUUUAA
Triticum dicoccoides is the source of this 1424-nucleotide messenger RNA. RefSeq lists its product as uncharacterized. Lineage: Eukaryota; Viridiplantae; Streptophyta; Magnoliopsida; Poales; Poaceae. The transcript is spliced from 2 exons. Bases 132 to 986 code for a protein of 284 amino acids. The record is from RefSeq and is a predicted model, not a curated record.